AUGAUGGGUUCCAAGGCAUUUUUGUUUCUUGGCCUUUUUUUGGUUAUUUUUGCAAUAAUUAGCUCUAAGGUUGUAGCUAGGGAGUUGGCUGAGACCUCAAUGAAAUCGGAUGAUGUACACGAUGAUGGAUAUAAUGAUAUUGACGGAUAUCCCGAAGAUGACCAUAAGGAAUAUAACAAUGGAUAUAAAUUUUCUGGUGGCGGAUAUUAUCCUCCACGUGGUGGAUAUAAUUCCCAAGGUAGUGGAUAUAAACCUCGGUGUGGUGAAUAUAACCCUCCAAGUGGUGAUUAUAACCCCCAAAAUGGUAAAUAUGAAUCCCCUAGUGAUGAGUAUAAACCUCCAGAUGCACAUGACAAAUAUAAACCCCCUAGUGAUGAAUACAAACCUCCAGGUGACAAAUAUAACCCCCCACAUGACAAAUAUAAAUCUCCUAGUGACGAAUACAAACCUCCAGGUGAUAAACAUAACCCUCCACAUGACAAAUAUAAACCUCCUAGUGACAUAUACAAACCUCCAGGUGACAAAUAUAACUCUCCACAUGACAAAUAUAAACCCCCUAGUAAUGAAUACAAAUCUCCCGGCGACAAAUAUAACCCUCCACAUGACAAAUAUAAAUCUCCUAGUGACGAAUACAAACCUCCAAGUGACAAAUAUAAACCUCCUAGUGACGAAUACAAACCUUCAGGUGACAAAUAUAACCCUCUACAUGACAAAUAUAAACCUCCUAGUGAUGAAUACAAACCAUCUAGUGAUGAAUAUAAAUCUUCAGGCGACAAAUAUAACCUCCCACAUGACAAAUAUAAAUCUCCUAGUGAUGAAUAUAAACCUCCUAGUGACGAAUACAAACCUCCAGGUGACAAAUAUAACCUUCCACAUGACAAAUAUAAACCUCCUAGUGACGAAUACAAACCUUCAGGUGACAAAUAUAACCCUCCACAUGACAAAUAUAAAUCCCCUAGUGACGAAUACAAAUCUCCAGGUGACAAACAUAACCCCCCAUAUGACAAAUAUAAACCCCCUAGUGAUGAGUACAAACCUCCAGGUGACAAAUAUAAACCUCCUAGUGACAAAUACAAAUCUCCCGGCGACAAAUAUAACCCUCCACAUUACAAAUAUAAAUCCCCUAGUGAUGGAUACAAUCCUUCCGGUGAAGGCCAUGAAUAA
Messenger RNA from Solanum verrucosum, 1164 nucleotides. RefSeq lists its product as uncharacterized. Bases 1 to 1164 code for a protein of 387 amino acids. The record is from RefSeq and is a predicted model, not a curated record. The transcript is spliced from 3 exons. Lineage: Eukaryota; Viridiplantae; Streptophyta; Magnoliopsida; Solanales; Solanaceae.